UCGUUAUCCUUCAUUCAUUCAGUACAAUGAGCACUCAACAUGCUCAUCAACCAUCUCAAUCGACGACAUCCGUCACGCGACCGCCAGUGACUGUAGGACAAACCACACACCUCGACCCGGGUGCAUACGUCCGUGGCACACAUGCCAUCACACUAGGUGAACAUAUUCUCAUCCACCCACGCUCUCAACUCAUAGGCGUCCACGGCCCGCUUUCAAUCGGCGACAAAUGCAUCAUCUCAGAGAAAGCCAUCAUCGGAGGUCCUGUGCAGACAUCAUCCAGUACUACUGAUUCAUCUGGGAGGCCACCGGGAGGAAGUGCCCAACCGAGCCCCCUGAUAGGUCAGGAGGUAGACGACGACAAUUCCGACAUAGAUCCGGUCAAGACGACAAUAGGAUCGAAUGUCUUCAUACAUGCCAGCUCACAGAUUCAAGCUGGAGCAACUAUCAAAGAUGGUGUCUUGAUCGAGCCUCACGUCACCGUACUCGCCGGCGUGACGGUGGGAUCACACGCCAAAGUCUGUGCCGGCGUCACAGUAGAUCACGAUGUGGACGAAUGGUGUGUCAUAUAUGGCAAGGGCAACAUCAAACGACGGAGGAAACAGACAGGGUCGAAUGCGGCGGAUGAUGAUGCGGCAGGGCAUGCCGAAGCAGUCGAAACGAUGAGGCUGAAAGCUAUGGACAAGGAACGGGAGGGAACGACUACAAUAUUGAAAAUGGCAGCUAGAAUGGCAACCAUGGCCAAGAAGAAAUAGUCCUUGGAGGCUGUCGCGGCUCAAGCUCGUUGUAGAAUUAUGGUUACGAAGAGUCGAGCUGAUGGUCAGCGAAAGUCCCAUCCCAAAGAAGGGAACCAUGGAGGAUUCGCCUUUCUUGGUCAUUUAGCACAACACUGCAGGUAGUACAUUGAAUCCUAAUAACAGGUUGUACAGG
This is a messenger RNA of Exophiala oligosperma, 927 nucleotides long. RefSeq lists its product as uncharacterized. Gene Ontology annotation, cellular component: dynactin complex. Gene Ontology annotation, molecular function: dynein complex binding. The record is from RefSeq and is a predicted model, not a curated record. The transcript has a single exon. Gene Ontology annotation, biological process: mitotic spindle organization. Lineage: Eukaryota; Fungi; Ascomycota; Eurotiomycetes; Chaetothyriales; Herpotrichiellaceae. Bases 27 to 752 code for a protein of 241 amino acids.